UCUUCCCGAAAAACGUUUCUACAGCUAGAAUCAGUGAAUCACUCACCAAACCUCUUUCUUCAAUUGAAGAAGGAGAAGAAUUGCUAGAAUUUUGUAAGAGAUGAAAGAGAGAUUGAAGCCCAAAAUCAGAAAACCCAGAAAUUUGUUUUCCGAAUCGAAGAAGGUCACAGUUUCGCUUCUCUCUGUUUUCUUACUCUUCAUCAUUGUUAAUACCUUCUUCUACCCAAGUUUCUACUCCGAUUCCGGUUCAAUUCGGCGCAAUCCCGUCGUUUCCCGAGAAAAUCCGGGAAAAUCGCACAAGACGAGGGUUUACAUGUACGACCUGCCGACGAAUUUCACUUACGGACUCAUCGAGCAACACGGCGUAGCUCGCGGCGGAGAGAAAUCUGACGACGUCACCGGGUUGAAAUACCCGGGUCAUCAGCACAUGCACGAGUGGUAUCUCUUCUCGGAUCUUAACCGACCCGAAAAUGAACGAGUUGGGUCACCAAUUGUCAGGGUUUUGGACCCGGCGGAGGCGGAUUUGUUCUACGUCUCGGCUUUCUCUUCUCUAAGCUUGAUUGUGAACUCAGGUCGACCCGGUAAAUCCGGGUCGGGUUACAGCGAUGACGACAUGGAGGAGAGUUUGGUGGGUUGGUUGGAGAAUCAAGAAUGGUGGAGGAGGAACAAUGGGAGAGACCAUGUGAUUGUUGCAGAAGACCCGAAUGCGUUGAAACGGGUCAUGGAUCGGGUCAAAAAUGCGGUUUUGCUUGUGGCUGAUUUUGGCCGGUUAACAGCUGACCAAAGGUCGCUUGUCAAAGACGUAAUCAUACCUUGUUCUGGUAGGAUUGAUGCUUAUGAAGGCGAGCUUGGUGUAAAGAAGAGGAACACAUUGUUGUUCUUCAUGAGAAACCGUUCUCGCAAAGAUGGAGGAAGAGUCCAAGAUUUGCUUUUUAAGCUGCUUGAGAAAGAAGACGACGUUGUGAUCAAACACGGAACACAAUCAGGAGAGAAUAGGCGUGUGGCUAAACAAUGGAUGCAUACGUCUAAGUUUUGUCUACAUACAGAUGGUGAUGCUUCUUCUGGUUGCAGAUUAUUUGAUUCCAUUGCGAGUUUAUGUAUCCCGGUGAUUGUAAGUGAUGGCAUUGAGCUGCCUUUCGAAGAUGUUAUAGAUUACAGAAAGUUCUCUGUGUUCUUGAGGAGUGAUGUGGCGUUGAAACCCGGGUUUUUGGUAAAGAAGCUGAGAAAAGUGAAACCAGAAAAGAUUUUAAAGUACCAAAUGGCGAUGAAAGAGGUGAGACGAUAUUUCAACUAUACGCAUCCAAAUGGGAGUGUGAACGAGAUUUGGAGACAAGUUACUCAGAAGGUACCGCUAAUCAAACUGAUGAUCAAUCGGGAAAAGCGAAUGAUCAAGAGAGAAUCGAUUGAACCGCAGUGUUCUUGUUUAUGCUCAAACCAAACCAGAAUCAUCCAUGGUGUCUAGUUGGUAAGAGAGAAUAAAGCAAGCGAGCUCAUACAUAGCAACAUAUGCUGGAAUGACUCAGUUGAGUGAUGUAAGGCAGUGGUUAACCGUAAAUUUCUGUGAAAAGGCCGAUUCUUUCGGUUACAGACUUCAAGGCAAGCUCCCAUUUCUUGACCGUCACGGCAUCAUUUGCGUAAUUCUGCUUCAUUUGCUUGAAAC
Molecule: messenger RNA, 1660 nt
Organism: Eutrema salsugineum
Lineage: Eukaryota; Viridiplantae; Streptophyta; Magnoliopsida; Brassicales; Brassicaceae
Product: probable arabinosyltransferase ARAD2
Exons: 3
Coding region: 101-1462 (453 amino acids)
Molecular function (GO): glycosyltransferase activity
Source: RefSeq, a predicted model, not a curated record